CACAUUCAACACAAAGCCUCUCAAUCACCAAAAAAACCUUCUCAUUCACAACACAAAACCUCUCACACUCGUUGCAAAAACUUCUCUUGCUCAACAAAAAAAUCUCACAGGUGACAAAAAAAUUCCAAACAUACCCCAAAAACUACACCCUAUGUUACACUCACCAAAAAAUGUCUCAUACUUACCAAAAACCCUCUCAAACUCACCAAAAAAUCUCUCAUUGUGGCAAAACACCUCUCAAACUCACAAAAAGCUUCACAUUCACCCAAAGAAACUCUCACAAGCAAAAAAAAACUCAAACUCACCCACCAAAAAACUCUCAACUCACCCAAAAAACUCACACAUACACACCAUAAGGUAAGCUUGUUUUAAUUUGUAGUUGUUUUCAUUUGCUAAUUUAGCAUGUUGUGUGUGUGUGUGUGUCAUUAUCUCAUAACCAUCGAGUCAGCGUCUUGUGACCCAUUUCCUUCCUGAAUUGCUGUGUCGGGAUAGCUAACGUGCGUUUAUGCGGUUCUACACGCAUGUGUGUGUGUUCAACAUGCGCGCCUGUGUGCUGCUGCUGCUGGUGAAUCCUGUUAUCACAGGAAGUGUAUCGUCGUCCUCGUUGCAUGUGAACGUCUCGGACGUGGUCAGCGUGCUGCGAGGACAAGACGCAGUCCUGGGCUGCUCCUUCACUCAUCCUAAACAGGAUGCCACCAGCAUCAAGGUGAGCUGGACCGCCAGACUCCCCACCGUGAGGCCAUUUUUCCAGUGUGUACUAAAGAACGACAUGCCAACUGCGCCCACCGACUGUUUGGGCUUCGAUCGCUUCUCGUUGACCUGCGACCUCCGCCAAGGCGAGUUGUCGCUCCUUAUCAGAGGCGUCGAGGUGAAGGAUGAUGGUGUUUACUUCUGCCAUGUGGUGCCGGAUGGAGGCCGGACGCAGAGGAAGGAGUUAACUCUGAAAGUACAAGUGAAGCCUUCAAUCCUGAGCCUGUCAUUGGUCAAUGGCAGCUCCAGCGCCCCCCACAGGCUGCAGUGUGUGGCGGAGGGCAAACCACUGCCCAGGAUCACCUGGCUGUCGGCCUCCGGUUGCCCGUUAGCGUCGGCGUUACCGGCGCAGGUGCAGACUUCAAUGGCGGGUCUGAAACAAAGCAGCUCCGUCCCGUACGACGAGCAACAGGGUGAGCUCACAUGCAGGGUGGAGAGCGUGCUGGGGCGGGCCGAGCAGACGUACCCGCCUGCGAACAUAGCCAGGCGCGCGGCCCUGAUAUGCGGCGGCGUCGCUGGAGCGCUGCUGCUGUUGGCCAUGUGUGGUGUUGUCAUCCAUCGGCUGAGGCUCAGAGCAGAGGAAGGACCCCUGCAUUCCUCACAUAAUCCCGACAGCAGCGCCGAUGAGGUUCAGACUGUUUAUGCCACUAUUGGUCUUCCUGAGGCCUGUGAAGGUGUGUCAUCCACACAUGUUCACACACAGGGACAAGCUGUUUUGUACUCGACUGUGAAACUCAACUAAUCAUCUUCAUCUCCUUCAUCAUCCGAGAAGUUGUCAUCUCCAAGCUUCACUGGCGGCGGAGUCUAAAUAAAAAUGUUGCUUGCAGGAGUUUGAAUUUGUUUUGUCAUACCAAUAUAGCGGCACUCGGAUGACACGUCAGGGUGAUCCAAAGUACUUUGUAAUCUCUGCAUGAUUUCUUCACCUGCUCAAACUUUCAUUUUCAACCACAACCACUCAACUGUAAGUGAAAGAGCUUGCUGCCUAUUUCACUUCCAGUCGUUGACCCUUUGUAGUGCAGCCGAUGCAUUGCUGCCUUUGGAGUGCAUUUUUUAUUGAUUUUGUGUUUCGUAAUCGUUUGUUGUCUUUCUGUAGUUGUUUGGAGCUUUUGUGUAGUCUUUUUGUUGUAUUUUUUGUUGCAAUUUUUUGUGUUCAUAAGUUGUCUUUUUGGAGUCUUCAUAGUCAUUUCUUGUCUUUGUUGUCUACUUUAAUCAUUUUGGAGUUUGCUUAUCCUCACGAGGGCGUGGUGGAGCCUAUGCCAGCUGACUCUGGGCGAGAGGCUGGGUAUACCCUGA
This is a messenger RNA of Phycodurus eques (leafy seadragon), 2043 nucleotides long. RefSeq names its product sialic acid-binding Ig-like lectin 15. The record is from RefSeq and is a predicted model, not a curated record. The coding region runs from base 506 to 1492 and encodes 328 amino acids. The transcript has 6 exons. Gene Ontology annotation, cellular component: plasma membrane. NCBI's taxonomy places the organism in Eukaryota, Metazoa, Chordata, Actinopteri, Syngnathiformes, Syngnathidae. Gene Ontology annotation, biological process: regulation of osteoclast development; regulation of bone resorption; regulation of actin cytoskeleton organization.